CGAACCGCGACUCGGGACACUGGCCCCCUCCCCCCCACCCCCGCUCUGUGCACGCGCGAUGGCUGGCGCCGGGGGGAUCAUUUGGGCUGGAAUUGUAGAGAUGGAUGGAUGUAUGUAUGGAUGGAUGGAUGGAUUGAUCGACGGCUCCCUCCCUACAUAACUGCCUCCCACUCCCGCCCUUUUGGAAGCUUUCAUCGUGCCCCAUCGAUCGGCUCGGGUUUGGUUUGGUUUGGUCUCGGCAGCACUCAAUCUCGACUCUCGAGCGGCUUCCGGUUUGGUCUCGGCAACACACUCAAUCUUGAGCGAAUUUCGUCCAGAAACAAAGAAAGAAGAAGAAGAAAGAAAAAGAAAAAGACAUAAGAACAGGCAGGCUCAUUCAAAGACGGUUCCAUACAACUGCGACCAUGGGUAUCGAGGAAAAAUACACGCACGACGCUGGUAGCUCGGAUCCCGAGCGCGCUCCGGACUCCGUCAAGUACGAUGAGACCACCAUGUACACUGGCAACCUGAACCCGGAUGAAUACGGGACGCUGAAGCGGGAGUUGAAGAGUCGGCAUGUACAGUUCAUCGCCAUCGGUGGAAUGAUCGGUACCGGCUUGUUCCUCGGCACCGGCGUUGCCUUGCAGAGGGCCGGCCCCUUAUCGAUAUUCUUGGCAUUCACGAUUGUUGGAACGGUGGUCUUCGCCAUGGUGCAGAGCUUGGGCGAAAUCGUAACUUGGCUGCCCAUCAGCGGUGGAUUGACAGUAUACGCUUAUCGUUACGCCGACCCGGCCCUCGGAUUUGCUAUGGGAUGGAACUACGCCUUGAGUGCGGGCGUGGUGUUGUGUGCUGAAAUAUCAGCAGCUUCGGUUAUUAUAGGAUACUGGGACGAUACCAUACACGUCGGUGUCUGGAUAGCAAUCAUAUUGAUCGUCAUAAUAGCUCUGAACAGUUUCGUCGUCGGUGGAUACGGAGAAGCAGAGUUCAUAUUUGCCAGCUUCAAGAUCAUAACAAUCAUCGGACUGCUCAUUCUAGCGCUGAUCCUUAAUUUGGGCGGAGGACCUGACAAGGACCGCAAAGGCUUCCGAUACUGGAAUAGUCCAGGAGCAAUGAAGCCCUAUCUGGCCACCGGAGACAGUGGAAGAUUCUGUGGCUUCCUGAAGAGUUUCGUCAAUGCUGUCUUCUCAUUCUUGGGAGCAGAAGUUAUCGCAGUGGCUGCCUGUGAAACGAAGCAUCCCCGAAGGAACAUUCCGAAGGCUGUUCGACGAACAUUCUGGCGCAUACUCUUCUUUUACGUCUUUGGAGUUCUAGCCAUCGGUGUGCUCGUUCCGUACAACGACCCCAGUCUCGCGAAGGCCCUCGAGGAUGGAGAAAAAGGCGCCGCUGGAUCACCAUGGGUCAUUGCGAUCAAGAAUGCGGGCAUCCAAGGCCUUCCGCACAUCAUCAAUGCGGUUAUCCUGAGCUCCGCUUGGUCUUGCGGAAACUCCUUUGCAUAUGCAGGAAGCCGAAAUCUUUAUGCGUUGGCAAUCUCCGGAAGUGCACCCAAGAUCUUCGCCAAAUGUACCAAGCGCGGUAUUCCACUCUACGCGGUGAUGGCAGUCUGCGCAUUCGGCCUGCUCUCUUUCUUAAACGUCGGCCGAAGCAGUGCGGAGGUCUUCAACUGGUUCGUCAACAUCACCACGGUCAGCGGCCUCUUCAACUGGCUCACCCUUGGUAUCUCAUACAUCCGCUUCAGCAAGGGUCUUGCAGCCCAAGGUAUCUCCCGCGACCAGUUACCGUUCAAAGGGUACUUCCAACCAUAUGCCGCGUAUUACACCGUCGGAAUGAGUGCAUUUUUCAUCCUGAUAACUGGCUUCGAUGUAUUCUUUCCUGAAAAACGCACGGCGAGGGAAUUCUUUGGGGCGUAUUCUGGAGUCUUGAUGUUCGCGAUUCCAUAUAUCUUCCACAAGCUGUAUUACAACCUCCCGGCAAUUCUGUAUGAAGAAAUGGAUUUCUUCACCGGAAAGGCCGAGGUCGAUAGGGACGAGAUCGAGAAUAUACCACCGGAGCCGAGGAACGUCUGGGAAAAAAUCUGGUCCGCGAUCGCAUAAGUGCGAGAAGGGGAAAGUCGUAGGAAAUUCAGGUAAUAUGUAGGACGGGAAAGAUGUGAUAAUUACAUAAAAUCGAAGGGUUGUUUCCGUGAUCACUCAACCGCUGGUC
Molecule: messenger RNA, 2178 nt
Organism: Tricharina praecox
Lineage: Eukaryota; Fungi; Ascomycota; Pezizomycetes; Pezizales; Pyronemataceae
Product: amino acid permease/ SLC12A domain-containing protein
Exons: 16
Coding region: 405-2069 (554 amino acids)
Biological process (GO): amino acid transmembrane transport
Cellular component (GO): membrane
Molecular function (GO): amino acid transmembrane transporter activity
Source: RefSeq, a predicted model, not a curated record